Molecule: messenger RNA, 5759 nt
Organism: Asterias rubens (European starfish)
Lineage: Eukaryota; Metazoa; Echinodermata; Asteroidea; Forcipulatida; Asteriidae
Product: coiled-coil domain-containing protein 180-like
Exons: 32
Coding region: 472-5190 (1572 amino acids)
Source: RefSeq, a predicted model, not a curated record
AUGUAAAAAAUACACUUUUCAAUUAAGUUUACUGUGAAAAACUAAAAAUCAUAAAGUGGACAACGUUUCGUCUGCUUAAAAAAAAACGCCUCUGCACACAAACUCCCCUUGAUUCUAUCGACGUACUGCGCAUGCUCUGUGUAUAUAGUUGCCAAGGAACUGUGACUGCGAGGAGCACUAAAAUGUCUCUAUUUAAUGACGAUUUUCUGGAAAUCGUCUGGAUAUUUUUUUGAAAUUCUAAUACGAUAAUAUUAACUGGAAGUCUGUUAUUAAAUAAGUUUCAGUUUUGGUGUGAUUUGAAUCUUCUGAUCGCUUUUACAGAGCUGGAAAGAUCGGCAAACUUCUUCAAGUCAAUUGUCACAAUCAUGUGUAAUCUAAUGGCAUGUGUGUCUGCAGCAGAGGUGCAUUCAUAAACAAACUCCGGUAAAAAUUGUUGUUUUCUCGGGGAAUUGUUCCAGAGAACUUUUAACGAUGGCGGAAACUCAGACAAGGCCAGUGAGGGUUGUGCCAUCAGGCAAGAUUUAUCGACAGUUAUUUGAUGCUGAGGUGCAACUCGUCAACACCUUGGAGAAAACGAAGAGUGAUCUCAAGACAAUGGAAUUAAAGACAGCAUCAAUCCCACUGGUCCGAGAAGGUCGUACAUCAAUGGGGGAGAGCCUACUGACAGAUAGACAGAUUGAAUGGAUCGAGAGCAUGCCUAAUGACCACAAGACAGAGAACCCAGUAUUACUUAAAAGGGGAAAGGAAGAGCAGAAAGCUGCAGCUACUGAGCCUGUUUCUGUUGUUGCAGCCAGGGAGGUCAGGGGGUUAGCUGAUUCUGUCGAAGCUGAGAAGACUGGAUCUGAUAUCAUUGAGAGGAUAGCUGAGAGUAGACGGUUAAGACAUGAAGCUGCCGUGGAAGAUCUCCAUCAAGAUCUGACUGUCAUUGCCAAUGAUCUUGAGCCUAGAAUUACUGGUGCAGGAGAUAGACUCAUUCAGCAACUACAGGAGAAUGAUAAAGACAUUGAGAAGAUGCUUGCAAGAAUUGGUGAUGAUGAUGAUCUGCGAGACUACAGUUUGGAUGAGUUGAAUGAACUCUGGAGUCUGAUUGGUACUCAAUCAAUCAGCAGGAGGGAAUGGAUUGUGGAGCUCGACAAAACACUCGAUGGAUUCGAAUGUCAAAGACUACAAAGGAUUCGAGACGUCUUAAAAUCCUACGCUAAAAACAUAGAGAAGAUUGCCUUCUUUAUGCCCCCGGACGUCCAACGUCUGAUCAGCAAAGAGGGUCAAGUUAUCAACCAGACGAUCUUGAACAACCGACGAGCGUACGCAGACCUGUUUACGAGGUUGAUGAAGACGGAUGUGGAGCGAGAUAAGAAUCAUCAUCGUAUCUGGGAGACUAGGGUCUCCGAUUGGAAGAGACUCAACACGGACGUCGCCAUUGACAAAUUCACGUUGUUUAUGCAAAGUGAGGAGGUGAAGAAUCCACCGCGGAUUGGUUUCCUCUUAGAGGACCUGAAGGCAGAGCAGAUGAUCUUCAAUAAUACAAGACUGGAUCUACUUGACUCCCUCAGGGAAAUGAAGCCACCAGGUUCAACCAAGACUGCUGUGUACCAGUGGAAUAAACAGUUGACCACUACUUGCCAACACCUUGAGCAACUACACAUCAAGUACCUAGGAAAGCUACACAAGGAGUAUGAGAGAGUGUGCCAGGAUUGUCUGGACCAAGUGGACAAGUACAGGGAGGAGCUUCUUGAGGCGGGAGUGUCCAAUGAGGAGAAGGUUCAGGAAGUGAUAGAGGAGAACUUCUUGCCUCAGGUCGGCAACCAACAAAGAAUCUUUGAGAAUACUCUGGAGACGAUAGAUAAAUCUUUGGAGCAGUUAGCGGAGCACCACGGUCAGCGGCUGCGCUCGCUGUUCAAAUUUGCUCAGGGGGCAGCCCACCUCUGGGAUGUCCAUGAGAUUGGGUUAGCCAAGAAGGAACGAGAACUCCAAGAAAGACUGGAAGAUUGUCGACAUGAUCAUGACAACCAAAACCAGGAUAUGGAAGCAAACUUGGACAUUAUCAUGGACCGGCUUAGACAAGAAAGUAGUGAAGAAACAUUAGAAGAUCGAUUGCAGAAAGCUCUCCUCAUGCUGGACAAGAUCAAAUCAAGUUAUGAGAGAUUCCACAAAGAUCAGAUGCGGAUUGUCAGAGACUAUCCUGACAUGGUGAAGGAAGAAUUACAGCGCUAUGAUAUGUCUGUCUGUAUGUUCUACGAAGUCGACAGACUACAUCCCACGGAACGGUUGCAUCAGAUUGAGCAGGAGAUGAGUGAGGAAGCGAAAGCGAGAGGCAAGAAAAACCAUAAGAAGAAGACGCCAAGGGGCGUGACUCCCGUUGCCGAUCUAGCCCUGCCUCCAGAGAGUAGAGUUUCAUCAUCAAAGUCUGUGACGAUCAGCAUUAGUCAAUCUAAGAUCAAAUGGAGGAAAGCCUUCAAGAGGAGUUACCCUGGCGACUCAUCGUUUAGCCAGAGCCCUGUUCCCACGGCAGUCAAAGAGGUCCUAGCAACCAAUAAGGGGACUACCUUCUACGUUCUGACCAUCGCUGGGGAGCAUGGGAUAUCAGAGGAGGAUUCUGGGAAGGGUCCCGACACGACAUUCAUCACCGAGAGCGGAGUGGAGCCAGAGGCCGUUGUGAUGUACUCCACGAAUGUUCUGAUUCCCCACGAAUUGUUUGGAGAACUUCGGAGAGUAAUGCGUAUGGAAUUCUUGAACCAUCUGGAGGCGUGGUCAGUGGAGGCUGUUGAGAGAGCAAAUAAUGUGGUUGCCGCUAAGAUCGAAGAACUGAACAGUGAGCUGGACUUGCGCCUUCACUUGCACGGACCGCGCUCUAAGCGAGCCGAACUCGAUAUCCAUCAUGUACGAGCAGCCGAGUUAGUCCUCCACCAGGAACGUGUGUCGCGCCAUUCCAAGGGCAUUAACGGCGCCCUCAAUGAUGUCAAAUCGCGUUUUGUUGAGAUGCAGCAUGAGCAUAACCGGCUGGCAGAGAAGUUCCGCGACGAGAUUGACGCCUUGGAAGAGGUUUUUGUCAACGCGAGCAAAUCGGCAACUCUGGUAGCCCUAUCCAACCAAGUAAGCACCAAAGUUGAGACGCACAUGGACGUGAUCCGUACCUCACUGAGGCAAUUCAGACAAUAUCUGGACGACACAUUACAGAUGUUGAGAGAGUCCAAUGCCAGAUUCAUCAAAUCCUUCAAACUGUUUUCUGAUGGGGGUAACUUCUCCCCUGAGGAAGUUGAUUCCUAUAAGAAGAAACUGGAGAAGUUGGCCAUUAAGAUUGACUCGGCUGAAGGCUUCGUCAUGGCCGACUUGGAAGGCAUGGAAGCUCGGAGACUAGAACAGGCGUUGGACAUUGCUAAUAAGUUCGAGGACAGAUUCAAGCAUCAUCUCUUUGAUCUGACCUUCAUUGAGAAGUUGACCCGAUGGUUGACCAACACCCAGGUCAAGGUCAAAACAGAGGUUGCUGAGAGUAACGGCCAGGCUCAGCGCCUCAUGCAUCAUCUCAACGUACUGGAGAAGAGGGUAGAUGCGUGCGAGAAACCCAACUUAGAUAAAGAGCAAAUCACACCUCUGCAGCUCCUAGAGAGCUUAAAGGCGAUCUUCGCGGCGUUUGACGACCGGAGCAAAUAUGUCAACUGUCUACGCCAGCCGGCCAUCUUGCUGGACUCCCCUACCAAGAAAUCUGGUCUCCCGUUCCAGAGUGCAAAGGUGGCCUUCAGUGGAGACGAUAAACCACAAACACAACAGACAGCUCAGGGGACAACGGCCCUGACGACAUUGGUUACCCUGACAACGCUGAAGUCUGCCAAGCCGCAAAUUGAAGAUUCAGCCGUUUCACUCAUAAAGAACAUUCUGACAUCUCAAAAGAUGAAAGUGAAAAUGACCGGGGACGGUGACACACUAGGUGACGUACCCCUUACCCCUGGGGUGGGGAGACCCCCAGGUACACAGUCCACCAUACAGGCAGAGGAUGCUAAAAGCAGGAGUCUCGGCAGGGCCCUUCAGGUCAAGGCAGUGCAGGACAAAGAGAGAAUGAAACCCAGGAAGAUAUCGCAGACUAUGGACAGUGGGAAUCCGCGGAGGAUAGCGUCAGGAGUUCAGCGAAACAAGAACACCAAUCUGAAGUUCGAUCAGAAAUACUAUAUUUUUGGUGAGAAGCCUGAACGAGAAACGCACUUCCUGGCCCUUAUUAGGCGGAUCCUACAGGACGCCUUGGAUGGUCUGCUCACAACAGCUGAUCUUUACUAUCGUCAGAAGGGUCUAAGGCCACCUACGAGAUCCCAUGCUAUACAUGAGUCGUUUGAGCAGUGCGCUGAUGUUGUUGUGGCUAAGCUACAGUCGUAUUUCAUUCAGGCUGAUGAAUAUCACAAUCAAUGUCUUCAAGAAUUCCGUGAGCAACUUGAGCGACUCGAGAUCCUGAAUGGCAGAGUGCCUCCACUGGUGAUCCGAGAAAUCUUAGACAAACAUCUGACAAUAUCCAAGACGUCACUGUAUGAGGUUUCUGAAGACUUCACAAAUAACCUUGCGAGAUGGGAUAAGGAACGGUCUGAGCACAAGACGCUUCUACGCCCAACUCUAGGCCAUCCACACAACCGCAACCAGCUACAGUCAUUGUGUGACAGUGAGGAGACUCGUAAGAAAGACUACAUGAUCGGCGUGGAGACUAACUCCCAAAACCUCAAGGAAUCGGCAAAGAAUCUUGGGACAGACUUUGUUCAGGAGCUUGCCUCCGCAUCAGAGAAACUACUCUUGAUGUUUGACUCCUUGUUGACUGUUGAUGAAGUAGAAAUCGGUCGUGUUGAUCCAAAGCGUCUCAAGACAAGCGCCCUCAUGCGACGCAAGAAAGCCGGCCUACCCCUCGAGGACAACGAAUACAUUCCUCUUAUAAAACGAGGUAGUCGCCAGUGGGUCGGAGUACCAGUCGAUCAGCUGACCGGUAAGAAUCGGCCGGCAAAACCCCAGCUCUCGGCCGCCAUAACGACGGGAAAGACCACAUUGGCUCACCAGGCACUGGUGGAUUCAAGAGAUCAAGUGUACAAGGAAUACUUGACUGCAUUUGACAAGAACCUGGCUGAGAUUGACCAACAGAGGGAUGAGCAGUUAACAGCAGAGUCAAGAUGGCUUGAAAGCUGGCAGAAAUCCGUCCAGAAAGUCAAAGAUUUGUAUUAAAAGAAGAAGGCAUGGAAACUGCCUUCGAUUUCCAUCUUAAAUAUUGUAGAAUUUGUAAAUAUUUGAAGCAAUAAGUUACUAUGUUUGGAGGAGUGAAAAACAGGCACCAUUUUGAAUUUGUGUUGAUGGUGGUGUGGGUCAGGGUACCAGCUGCAUUGUAAGCUCCAUAAGGACUAUGUGGAAGUGUAGUUGGUAACCUAUCACAUCUUCUGAGCAAGGAAUAACUGUGGUGAACAAAAUAUAAUAAAGAAUUACCUUUUUCAUGAAAAGCAGUUUACAGGUUACAUUUUUAAAAGAGUAUUUUAUUUGAAAUUUUCAUUAGAAUUUGCAAAAAAGGGCAGUAAGAUUUUCAUGUACAUAUACUAAUGGGAAGUAAGCCUCAAGUAUUUUUUCUUGUACUUGAAUAAUGUGACUUUUUCCAUGUAUUCUACCACUUCAGCAACACAACUAUUAAGUUCUUGAAGCAAUUGGGAAUCCAGGGUAAUAAGAGUAUUGUUAUAAGAGGUAAUGCACUAAAUGCCUGGCACAAAAAGUAGCUAAGAACAACAAAAUUAUGCUUACCAGAUUAA